Molecule: messenger RNA, 2500 nt
Organism: Achroia grisella
Lineage: Eukaryota; Metazoa; Arthropoda; Insecta; Lepidoptera; Pyralidae
Product: glucose dehydrogenase [FAD, quinone]-like
Exons: 14
Coding region: 153-2303 (716 amino acids)
Molecular function (GO): oxidoreductase activity, acting on CH-OH group of donors; flavin adenine dinucleotide binding
Source: RefSeq, a predicted model, not a curated record
GUCUGCAAACGUGCGCGUCUCUCGGCUGCAGAUGCGUCGCGUGCUUUCGUAUCCGCGAGUUCGGUGACAGAUUUUAUUAUACUCUCAAGGAGUGAAUCCUAACAGUUUAUUAGUGAUAAAGGUUCAAUUACAGUGGUUUUAGUGACGUCAUAAUGUUAAGAUCUCCAGAGGCAUGUGCGUGCCCAAUUCAAGAAGUGGGGCCGUCAAUGGCAGGGUCGUGUCCCAACCAGUAUUUACUAUUCAUGACAAUAUUGGAAGCAUUUGUAAACAGUCGUUGCGACCUCGCAGACCCAUGUCAGAGGAUCACAAGUAGGGAAGAUCUGGAUGACAGUUACGACUUCAUAGUGGCAGGGGGUGGCACUGCUGGAGCAGUAGUUGCUGGAAGAUUGUCAGAGAAUCCUCAGUGGAAGGUGUUAUUAAUAGAGGCAGGUGGCGAUGAACCAACUGCCUCAUCUGUCCCAGCAUGGGUGACAGCAUACUGGGGACGAGAAGAGACUGAUUGGAUGUAUUACACUGAACCUCAAGAGAAGGCAUGCCUAGAAGACGAGGGUAAAUGCUACUGGCCUAGAGGGAAAAUGUUAGGGGGCUGUUCGGUAAUCAACGGCAUGAUGUACCAACGAGGUCACAGUGCAGACUACGAUGCAUGGGCAGUGAACGGUGCGGCUGGCUGGUCUUGGUUCGAUGUUCUACCAUACUUCCUCAAAAGCGAGGACAAUAAGGAAAUCGGGAGGGGAAUAUCUGGCCAAUAUCAUAAUACUGGUGGACCAUUGCCAGUUCAGAAGUUCCGUUACGCGCCUCAAUUCGCUCACGAUGUGGUGUCUGCUGCUAUUGAGAUUGGUUAUCUGCCUACCAGCGACUUAAAUGGAGAAACUAUUACAGGUUUCACUAUAGCGCAGACUAUGAGUGAUGGAUCCCGAUACAGUACAGCACGUACUUUCCUUCGGCCAGGGGCGAAGCGUGACAACCUUCACGUUCUGCUCAAUGCUCAUGUUUCACGAGUAAUAGUAGACCCGGUUCUCAAGAAAGUCCAAUCUGUCGAGUAUAUUAAGAAUGGAGAAACCAAAACAGUACGAGUAAAUAAAGAGGCGAUACUAUCAGCUGGCACUUUAAAUACUCCACAAAUUCUUCUGCUCUCCGGUAUCGGCCCUAAAGACACUCUAAACAAGUUCAAUAUACCAACUAUUAAGGAAUUGCCUGGAGUGGGUCAGAAUCUGCAGAACCACGUGGGUCUAGAAAUGAAGUUCACGUUGAACAAGCUGGCUGAAGUACCUGAAUUGAAUUGGGCUACUGCAAUGGACUAUAUGUUGAAACGGGAAGGACCUUUGUCUGGAACUGGACUUUCACAGUUAACUGGUAUAGUGAACUCUAAAUACGCCUCAUCGGGCGGCAGAGAUCCCGACCUGCAAUUCUUUUUUGGUGGAUUUUACGCCGGUUGUGGAAGCGGUGAUAUCAUAGAUCCAGAAUCUGACUUAAGUGACAAAAGAGAAGUUUCCAUAUCAGGUAUCAACCUGCACCCCCGCAGUAGAGGGUAUAUAAGCAUUCGAUCGGUGGAUCCUUUGCAACCUCCAGUGAUGCAGCCCAACUACUUUUUGGAUGAACACGACCUCGAUGUGCUAGUCGAGGCUGGAAGAAUAGCUUAUAGGCUAGCGAAUUCUACGAUCCUGCGAGAGAAAUACGGUAUGACGCCGUCCGAGGAGCACGGUACAGUAUGUCAGGGUGGCGGUGUGAACCCUACUGAUGAAUUCUUCAAAUGUCUAGCGAAACACCACACUGCUCCAGAGAACCACCAAGUGGGAACUUGUAAGAUGGGCCCCGAGUCGGAUCCAAUGGCUGUUGUAGAUAUGGAGUUAAAGGUUCAUGGCAUUGAAGGUCUACGAGUAGUGGAUGCUUCUAUAAUGCCUACAGUGAUAUCAGCAAAUACAGCAGCACCAACAAUAAUGAUUGGCGAACGCGGAGCAGAAUUCAUUCGGAUACGGCAUCAACGCUCUAAAAACAAGCCAGGUGAUGUCGCCAAUAGAUUCGGAGACGACACGGACACGAACGCUAGCGGAAACUAUGCCAGUAACGAAGGCGACAACGGUAAUAGGUGGACAUUUGGCGACUACGCGAGUAACGAGGCCAAAGACGACAAGCUAACAAACAAUCAUGACUUCCACGCUUGGGAUCACAGGUGGAAACCGUGGGAGAAGAAUUUCCAUACCAACAGACAAUGGGACCAAAAAAAUCAAUAUUUUCAACCGAAUAAUGAAUGGUAUAAACAUCAAGUACCGUCGCAAACUCAGAACUAUGAGAACUCAAGAUAAAAGAUUAGUACCGUUAUGUUCCUAAUACUUAUGGCGUAUCAUAUAUGUAAUAGAUGCAUCGUUACCACCAUCGUAGUAUAAAAAAAAAUAUGUUUGUACAUCUUUUUAUCACUUGUAUUUGAACUCUAAAAUUAAUUUACCGCACAGUUUGACCUAUUUACUAGCAACUACUAGUAAAGUUCGAGCUUUGUUUAUAU